Molecule: messenger RNA, 1420 nt
Organism: Styela clava
Lineage: Eukaryota; Metazoa; Chordata; Ascidiacea; Stolidobranchia; Styelidae
Product: protein-tyrosine sulfotransferase A-like
Biological process (GO): peptidyl-tyrosine sulfation
Cellular component (GO): Golgi apparatus
Molecular function (GO): protein-tyrosine sulfotransferase activity
Source: RefSeq, a predicted model, not a curated record
AAACAGUUAGUUAGGCAGUUAUUAGUUGAUCGUAGGAUAUAAAACGAGAUAAUAAAAAACAUAGUGACCUGAAUUUAAAUGACCACCUCCCUGAUGUACGGAAAGCCGGGGAUGUUCAGAAGCGGCCCAAAACAGUUGUUCUUAAUCUGUAUUUGCGUGUGUUCCUCUGUGCUCUUUUAUUUUUUGUGUCGAACAAUAGAUAAAAAGAAUCCUGCGUUAGAUAUAAAUGAAAUGAUAAAAGACAGAAGAAACAUUGACCUAGUGUUUAUAGGAGGAAGUACGCACAGUGGUACAAGUUUGAUUAGAGCAAUGUUGGAUUCUCACCAAGAAAUUUAUUGUGGAUACGAAACAUGGCUGAUGAGAACUAUCUUAGGCGGAUUGGAAAGGUGGAGAGAAUUUAAUCAGAAGCACUUCUUGGUGAACGCUGGAGUCUACCCAGAGGCACUAGAUGACGCAAUUGCGCAAUUCAUGUUGGAAGUAAUUCUCGGUCACUGUCCGACAUCUAAACUAUGUUGCUACAAGGACACGUAUAUCUUAACCUACGCAGAGUAUAUCCACAGAUUGUUCAAAAAUGCUAAAUUCAUUCACAUGGUCAGAGAUCCAAGAGCGGUCGUUUAUUCAGAACUAUCACAGAAAGAUCCAAACAAUGUCAACAAUGUCACAAGUUAUUGGAUGAAUUUUCAAAAAUGGGAUGAGGAUAAUUUAAUAAUAUUGGACAAAUGUGCGGAUUUAGGGAAAAAAUAUUGUUUGUUAGUCAAAUAUGAACAAUUGAUAUUGAAACCCGUGGCGCAAACAAAACGAAUAUUCGAAUUUCUUGGAAUUCCAUGGAGCGACGAAGUUUUACAUCACGAAAGACAUAUCAACAAAUCUUUAAUAUUAAGAUCAGAAGAAUAUGUGAGUGAAGAUUUAUUCAAACCUCUACAUUUGAAUGGACUAAAGAGUUGGUUUGGGAAUCUCCCAAAAGAAAUUGAAGAGAAUCUCGGACAGAAUGGAAUUGGUCAAUUGGUGUAUUUUGACUAUGAUCGAAAAGAGCAUACUCCGAAUUAUGGCCGGCCUGAUGAAUUUAUGAUGAAAAGGAUAAAUAAAUAGGAAUUAUAGAAAAAACGAUAUUAAAUGAUUGCUUCCAUCGCAAGUAUUGAUGAGUUUUUUUCGGAAUUAGUCGAAUUCUUUUGUGGGAAUUGUCCAAUUUCGUUGCAUUUCUUGGUGAAAAUUGUAAAUGGCACCAAACCAACUAAAAAAAAUUUCCAUUAUUGUACAUCAUUGCUAAAAUUACUAAACGAAUAAAAGUUAAUAUUAUAAUAUUUAAUUUUCAUUGGUUGAUAAAUGAUACAUUUUGGUACAAGUGAAUCAACGAACAAUAAAUAUCGAUAAUUGAAUUAUUUUCGUAUAUUUCCGAACGAUUGAUUAUUCAUCUAGCAAA